Molecule: messenger RNA, 2037 nt
Organism: Botrytis sinoallii
Lineage: Eukaryota; Fungi; Ascomycota; Leotiomycetes; Helotiales; Sclerotiniaceae
Exons: 2
Coding region: 589-2013 (474 amino acids)
Biological process (GO): glucan catabolic process
Cellular component (GO): cell surface; extracellular region
Molecular function (GO): beta-glucosidase activity
Source: RefSeq, a predicted model, not a curated record
AAUCAGACCAAAUCUCCAAGGUGGAUGACAUGGUAUCAUCACGGAAGUUCAGGUUUCUUCUAGAUUACAAUACCCAGGUGCUCAAACACAAUCCAGGCGAGCCAGGGAAUCUCUCGGCAAGCUUUAGAUAUUAAUCAAUUGCGUCCCGAAGUCCUUCCGAAUUUCAUGUAUACCCGAGCCUACAACCGCUCACCCGAAACAUAUAUCCCACCUCACCACUUGACCCAGCAACAAUUCUUUAUUUUGAGCAAGUACUUCAAUCUCAAGAUCUAGUGGUCUGAUUGGCACGCUUGAAACGUUGUGUCGUUGAUCCAAUUCUACUCUUGGUUCGGAUAAAAUGGAAGAAACGUGGGGGAACACAGGUGGGGUUAUACAGGAAUAGCAAUAUCUACAACUUUGAAUAUCAGCCUAAAUGCAAAGAUCUUGUCUUCAAUUACAUAAAACGUAUAACCAUAUAAAUUUGAGCUUCGAGACGUGCGAACUUUCUCUUUAUUCUUAUGACUGAAAGUUCUUGCAGCAGGGAACUUUUUGUUGGCACUCUUAUUAUAGUCGUACAAGUUACCAAGCUGCUUCUCUCCCAUUUACAACAUGUCUAACGGCAUCCUUCGCGUCAAAGGCGACCAAAUCGUCGAUAACUCUGGUAAAUCAGUCAUCCUUCGUGGGGCGGGUCUAGGAGGAUGGAUGAACAUGGAGAACUUCAUCACCGGUUUUCCAGCCCAAGAACAUCAGCAUCGAGCUGCCAUGUUAAAAGUCCUGGGCAAGGAGAAAUACGAGUUCUUCUUUGAUAAAUUCCUAGAGUAUUUCUUCAUGGAAGAAGAUGCCAAAUUUUUUGCUAGCCUGGGUUUGAAUUGUCUACGUUUGCCAUUCAAUUAUCGUCAUUUCGAAGAUGACAUGAAUCCUAGAGUUUUGAAAGAAAGUGGGUUCAAACAUCUGGAUCGUGUUGUUGAUCUUUGCGCCAAACAUAAAAUCUACACAAUCCUCGACAUGCAUACUGUCCCUGGCUCGCAAAACCCAGAAUGGCAUUCCGAUAAUCCAUCAAACUAUGCCUCUUUCUGGGACCAUAAAGAUCAUCAAGAUCGUACAAUAUGGUUGUGGUCGCAAAUCGCCGCCCGCUACCGCGAUAACCCAUGGGUAGCAGGUUAUAACCCCAUCAACGAGCCCUGCGAUCCCCAACAUCAUCGUCUCCCAGAACUCUACACCCGUUUUGAAUCCGAAAUUCGCCAAAUAGACCCCAACCACAUUCUCUGGCUAGACGGAAAUACCUUCGCCAUGGAAUGGAAAUACUUCACCACCAUCCUUCCCAACUGCGCCUACUCACUACACGACUAUUCAUCCAUGGGUUUCCCGACCGGCACCCCCUUCACCAAUUCCCCCGCCCAAAUCGAGCAACUCGAAUCGAGUUUCCUACGUAAAUGCAAAUUCAUGCAUACCCAUUCCGUUCCCAGCUGGAACGGCGAAUUCGGUCCCGUCUACGCCGACCCAUCUCUCGAGCCCAACGCUUCGGAAAUAAACGCCCAGCGCUACUCUCUCCUGGGCGCCCAACUACAAAUCUACGAUAAAUACCAAAUCCCCUGGAGUAUCUGGCUCUACAAAGAUCUCGGACUCCAAGGCAUGGUAACCACAUCUCCCUCCUCCCCAUACAACUCCCUCAUAUCCUCCUUCGUUGAAAAGAAACGUGCUCUCCAGCUCGAUCUAUGGGGACCCCCUGCUUCCGAAUCGUUAGAUAAAGCAUUGGAUCCGCUCGUAAAGUGGAUCGAAGAAAAUGCUCCAAAUGCCAAAGAAGAAUAUCCGACAACAUGGGGCAUUCAAAGACAGAUUUUGAGAGGAGUAGUACAAACAUACGCAGUGAAAAGUUUUUCGGAUGAGUUUGCGGAGCUUUUUAGAGGGCUGGAUGAAAAUGAAUUGGAUGCUUUGGCGGGAAGUUGGAAAUUCGAGAACUGCAUGCGCAGAGAGGGAUUGAAUAAGGUGUUGAGUGAUUUUGCGGAAGUGAGGAGAAGAGCUGAGGGAGAGUGAAGAGGUUUUGUGAUAUAGUGCUGU